Trypanosoma rangeli is the source of this 339-nucleotide messenger RNA. Its product is annotated as dynein light chain. The transcript has a single exon. The record is from RefSeq and is a predicted model, not a curated record. Gene Ontology annotation, biological process: microtubule-based process. Bases 1 to 339 code for a protein of 112 amino acids. Lineage: Eukaryota; Euglenozoa; Kinetoplastea; Trypanosomatida; Trypanosomatidae. Gene Ontology annotation, cellular component: dynein complex. Gene Ontology annotation, molecular function: dynein light intermediate chain binding; dynein intermediate chain binding.
AUGGCGGGCACCAUCGCGGUAGUGAAGGAAUCCGCCAUGUCGCAGGAGCUUCAGCAAGACUGCGUAGAUUGCGCCGCGUAUGCGUUGCGUGAAUUGGGCUUGCAUGAACAAACCGCCAUCGCCCAGUUUAUUAAACGCGAGCUGGACAGCAAAUACGGCUCCCGCUUUCACUGUAUUGUUGGCCGCUCCUUUGGCUCGUACGUAGGCCAUGAUGGCCAGUACUUUAUCUACUUUCUUAUUGGUGACUGUGCCUUCUUAAUAUGGCGCACCGUUGACACGUUUGAGGAGCGCGUGUUUUACGCUCCUGUGGAUGACCUGGCCAUAGGGCGACUGCCGUAA